This is a messenger RNA of Diprion similis, 1421 nucleotides long. Its product is annotated as growth hormone-inducible transmembrane protein-like. Gene Ontology annotation, cellular component: mitochondrial inner membrane. The record is from RefSeq and is a predicted model, not a curated record. The transcript is spliced from 5 exons. Lineage: Eukaryota; Metazoa; Arthropoda; Insecta; Hymenoptera; Diprionidae. Bases 186 to 1205 code for a protein of 339 amino acids.
ACCUGACUUACACUCGCCAUUUACAAUUCGCAAAGCACGGAUCUACGAUCAGCCCCAGUGUAAGAAAAACUCAAUAGUUCAGCUACGACUUUGGUUUCAACGUUAACGCAGCUUACUUUGAUUUUACCAAGAGGAGAAACAAUUACACUGUCAUUGCGUCAUAAAUUUAAACAAACCUUUGCAAGAUGAUGCUGGCACGAGUUUGUCGAGCUUCACUCUCCCCUAAUGUUAGUAGUCUACUCAAAACACCGCCAGUUUCCAAAUCCCUCGUACCCAAAGUCGAAACCUUACGACUUUUCGCCAGCGAUGGACGCAAUAGCUUCAUUCGCUCUGCUCGGAAAAGGAUGACCAUUACUGAGAGAGCUAUGGCACCUGCCGGUGAAGCUGCUUUCAGUGUAGGUAAAGGAGCCCUUGCUGGAUUUUCUGCCCUUGCUUUGGGUGGACUCUGUUAUUAUGGGCUGGGUCUUUCUAAAGCUACCGGUGCCAUCGAUCAUGCUGUGUUUUGGCCAGAAUAUGUGAAGGAAAGAAUCAAGGCAACUUACAUGUACUUUGGAGGUUCGAUUUUGAUAACAGCAGCGAGCGUAGCUGCGUGUCUCAGAUCACCGGCAGUAAUGAAUGUUGUAAUGAAACAAGGAUGGCUAGCUCUUGGUGUUACCCUGGCGGCGAUGAUUGGCUCAGGCAUGGUUGCACAGAGUAUUCCUUACAGCCCGGGUUUUGGAGCUAAACAAAUCGCGUGGAUUGUCCACAGUGGAAUAAUAGGCGCAGUUGUGGCACCCAUGUGCCUUCUCGGAGGACCAUUGGUGGCCAGAGCUGCCCUGUACACAGCUGGAGUAGUCGGCGGCCUUUCAACCGUCGCCGUAUGCGCACCAAGCGAUAAAUUCUUGUACAUGGGGGGACCUUUGGCUAUCGGUUUUGGGGUUGUUUUCGCCAGCUCGAUUGGAACCUUUUUCUUACCUCCUACCACUGCUCUUGGUGCCGGCUUACAUUCAGUUGCAAUUUACGGAGGUCUCAUACUGUUCUCCGCAUUCUUACUCUACGAUACACAGAAAAUUAUCCAUCGUGCCGAAACCCAUCCCGCAGUGCCAUAUGCCAAUGUCAGGCCUUACGAUCCGAUCAACAAUGCUAUUUCGAUCUACUUGGAUACAGUCAACAUCUUUAUCCGAAUUUUAUCAAUUUUGGCUGGCGGGGGUAACAGGAAGAAAUAAAUUAUGGAAGGUUGUGCGGGGAAAAUCUAUACGUGAUGUGUUGAUUUAUUUUGUACGGUUUGUAACGAAAGUUGGAAUUAUGAGAUGAGCGUAGUAUUCAUUAACAUGUACAUCUGGAAGUAUCAUCCGUUGAGAGUAUAUUAUUUAUGCUAGCUGUAAUAAUAGUAUAAUAUACAAUAAAGCAAAAAAUUUGAAGAGUUGUUCAAUGUAACUUGA